GACUGCUUUGUCUUAAGAAGCCUUUACUUUUCCACUUCUUUCGUAAAGCAUCUUUUCAAUCUGAUAACAGAUCUCAUGGUUUUCUCUACAACAUGCAAUCCUCCGCUCCAUUCGCCGACGUCGAGAAACGUGGGUCAAAUAGCUCGCAAGGCUCUGGAGAUGCUGUCAUCGACAUCGACAUCGAUAUCGGCAGUCGUGCAGUCACGCUAGUGAAUAAGGACAUACCCCGCCCAAAACUAUCUCGUGCUCAGAUAGAUAAAGAGAUUAACACAACUAAGACCAUACCUUUGCAGGAUUAUUCGACAGGCUACCCCCUACAAGCAGCCUUCCAGUCGAGUGAGUCAAGCUGGUCCAUUUACCGUGGCUUCAGCUAUCUUCACGCUCGUGUCAUACUUGACUUGCAAGACGAGUUACGCUGUCUGGAAGAAGACCUUGAAGAGAUAGAUCUCGAGAACGAGGGGGAGAACCGGCUGCGCUCCCGUAAAGAUGACCUCAAGUACGCAAAGGAGAAAGGUGUAGUGAGCCCGCGUGCAUGCAUACUGGACAACAUAAGGAGCAAGCUCAUUAGCUACGAUGAAGUACUUCUCAAAGCCAGAGAACUCAACGCUUUCCAACGACCGUCGAAGCGCGAUUAUCGCAGCUUUCGCACAUGGUUUUGGAACAAGAAACCGCUCAGCUACGAACUAGAAGAGCAGUUCAUAAAGCGCAAAGAAGACCUCGUUUCACUCCGACAUGGUCGCGAAUGGUCUGGUUUUGAUGGCUUCAUCGAGUCGUGCAUCCAGAGAGUGCAUUGUCGCAUCGUCCAGAGGAUCUUCGCAACCAAAGAGCUUCGUGAGAAGACCAACGACGAGCAUGUGCACUACUAUUCACAGUCUCGUAUUGAGAAACUCGUCGGUUUAUUUAUUACGCUCAUAAUCUUCAUACUACUUGUACUUCCAGUCGUCGCCAUGUACAAGUUGACCUCUGUAGGAGACCGCAACUCCACCUUUGACGCCGUCGGCCUCUUGGUGGUGUUCACAUUGCUGUUUUCGGCUGCUAUGAGCCUUUUGACCAAAGCCAAACGCCACGAACUCUUUGCUGCAAGUGCAGCGUACUGCGCAGUGCUGGUAGUGUUCAUCAGCAACUUCAAUAACGAUUCGAGUCGCUGAUAGGAUCGAACCGAAUUCAAUAACGUGCGGUACAAGCGGUAGCAUCUCUCUUGGUCUUUUUUUGUUGUGCAAUUCCUCGUUACUUGUCCUUUUCUUCAUCUGGCCGCUGGUUAUGUGCUUGUAAUGUAGACCAUCCUAUAGGUAUGAUAGUUUCAGAGUUCCUUUUGAAGCUGGUAUUUCCAAUCACGGACCAUGUAGAACAUAAGAUCAAUGUAUUCAGGUUUCCUCGUAUCUGGGUGGUCCCCAAUGCCGGUCCCCUGAUGACCGUGGUAUAACCUCGAGCCCUGGGAGCAAAUCUGUAGGGGCGUACCAGUAGUAGGC
Alternaria alternata is the source of this 1469-nucleotide messenger RNA. RefSeq lists its product as hypothetical. The coding region runs from base 93 to 1148 and encodes 351 amino acids. Lineage: Eukaryota; Fungi; Ascomycota; Dothideomycetes; Pleosporales; Pleosporaceae. The record is from RefSeq and is a predicted model, not a curated record. The transcript has 5 exons.